Molecule: messenger RNA, 1170 nt
Organism: Cricetulus griseus (Chinese hamster)
Lineage: Eukaryota; Metazoa; Chordata; Mammalia; Rodentia; Cricetidae
Source: RefSeq, a predicted model, not a curated record
AUGCUGGAGGAGCCCGGGUCUCGGCCUCCGCCCUUGGGCCUCGCGGGUCUCCUGUUCUUGGCUUUGUUCACUCGGGCUCUGAGCAAUGAGAUCCUGGGCCUAAAACUUCCCGGGGAGCCGCCGCUGACGGCCAACACCGUGUGCUUGACCCUGUCGGGCCUGAGUAAGCGGCAGCUGGGCCUGUGCCUACGCAGCCCCGACGUGACGGCGUCCGCGCUCCAAGGUCUGCACAUCGCGGUUCACGAGUGUCAGCACCAGCUGCGCGACCAGCGUUGGAACUGCUCGGCCCUGGAGGGCGGCGGCCGGCUGCCGCACCCCAGCGCCAUCCUCAAGCGCGGUUUCCGAGAGAGUGCUUUCUCGUUCUCCAUGCUGGCUGCUGGGGUCAUGCACGCUGUAGCUACAGCCUGCAGCCUGGGCAAGCUGGUGAGCUGUGGCUGUGGCUGGAAGGGUAGUGGUGAACAGGACCGGCUCCGGGCCAAGUUGCUGCAGCUUCAGGCACUGUCUCGGGGCAAGAGUUUUCCACACUCACAGCCCAGCCCUAUCCCUGGCUCAGACUCCAGCCCUAGCCCCCAGGACACAUGGGAAUGGGGUGGCUGUAACCACGACAUGGACUUUGGAGAGAAGUUCUCUCGGGAUUUUUUGGAUUUCAGAGAAGCUCCCAGGGACAUCCAGGCAAGAAUGAGAAUCCAUAACAACAGGGUGGGGCGCCAGGUGGUAACUGAAAACCUGAAGCGGAAAUGCAAGUGCCAUGGCACAUCAGGCAGCUGCCAAUUCAAGACUUGUUGGAGGGCAGCUCCAGAGUUCCGGGCCAUUGGGGCAGCAUUGAGGGAGCGGUUGGGCAGAGCCAUCUUCAUCGAUACCCACAACCGCAAUUCUGGAGCCUUCCAGCCCCGCCUACGUCCCCGUCGCCUCUCAGGAGAGCUGGUCUACUUUGAGAAGUCUCCUGACUUCUGCGAGCGAGACCCUACGGUGGGCUCACCGGGCACAAGAGGCCGGGCUUGCAACAAGACGAGCCGCCUGUUGGAUGGCUGUGGCAGCCUGUGCUGUGGCCGUGGGCACAAUGUGCUCCGGCAGACACGAGUGGAGCGCUGCCACUGCCGUUUCCACUGGUGCUGCUACGUGCUGUGUGAUGAAUGCAAGGUCACAGAAUGGGUCAAUGUGUGUAAGUGA